AUGAGUAAUAAAAUAUGUUUUCUGAAUUCAUUUGCCUCAAAAAAAUUUUUUUGUUUAAAAUCGUUUAAUAAAAAAUUAAUUUUUUUAAAGAAACAACUACGUCAACACUUAUCAAGAACUCUAGCUGAACGUAUUAACGACACAUCUAAAAAGACUGUUACAAAUCAAGAAAUUGCUGAACUCUCCAAUUUUUUCGACGAUUUAUUUAAAGGCCAAACAAUGAUUUCUUGUCGAGACAAUUUUGAAUUUAAAUUGGAAAAGGAAAAUAAACAACAAAAUUUUUAUGCAAUGAUGACUAUUUGUGACAGAUACAUUGAACAACUUAAAUGGGAAGCAGAACUUGUUGAUCAAACACGUUUAAUUAUUGUUUUACUUAUGAAGAAUCAACCAUUUUUCUAUGAAAUUUUUUGUGCUAGAAUUGUUGCUUCUUUAAUGCUGAUUUCUUUUGAUUUGGAGAAAAUAAUAAACAAAAUCGAUUUAUUCGAAAAAGAAAAUCCACAACAAACCAAUUCAGCACUUUCCCAUUGGAUUUCUGACGAACAAAUAAUCUUCAAAUUAUUUUGCAAAGUUCAAUUAGCCUUAAAAUCUUCAAAAAUAAAAGAAAAUAUGGAGGAAAAUCAACAAGAAAAUUUUUGGAUUAAACAGCGAGGGCCGAAACUUUUAAUUAUGUUUUUUGAGGAAAGUGUUAAAAUGGCUGAAGAUGUUCCCCUUUGUUCUCCUUUUGUUUUGGAAGAAAUGUUAAAAAAUGUAAGAGGUUUAGAAAAUUUCUUUAAUUUAUUGGGAAGUGGGUGUAGGGGGGGGGGUGGAAAAAUUUUUUUGUCUGAUUUUUGCGGACGAACAUUUGCAGACACUAAUUAA
This is a messenger RNA of Meloidogyne enterolobii, 858 nucleotides long. The record is from the annotation of a GenBank genome assembly. NCBI's taxonomy places the organism in Eukaryota, Metazoa, Nematoda, Chromadorea, Rhabditida, Meloidogynidae.